GAGCCAAAACCACCACUCCAAAACCGCUAAAACAGCUAAAAAACUAUCAAUGGCUGCUAAUUUGCGACCUCUGUUCUUAGCAAUAAUAUCCCUGCUGAUGAUUUCAUGCUUGAUCAGGUCCUCAGAAGGCUCCGUAGCUGGGAUCUACUGGGGCCGAAGCUCUCGUGAAGCAAACCUGAGUGAGAUAUGCACCAACAGUACCUACGAAAUCGUGGUUAUCGCCUCCCUUAAAUUUGUCGGUUACCAAGCAGUCUUGGAGUUGGAUCACCAUUGCGACCCAAGCAUCAACGGCAGCUGCGCCUUCCUAGGUGCUCAGAUAGAAUCCUGCCAGAGCAAAGGCAUCAAGGUGUUUGUUUCCCUUGAUGGGAGGCCUGACUUUUGUUCCCGUGAUGUUCAAUAUGUUGCAGAACAUAUCUGGAACAAUUUUUUGGGUGGUCAGUCAGACUCCCGUCCUUUCGGUGAUGCCGUUGUAGAUGGAAUAGACUUUCAUAUUCAAAGCGGAUCAAACAGGUAUUUGGAUGCCCUCGCCGAGACACUCUCGAAGUAUAGCACAGCUGACAAAAAGGUGUACUUAUCUGCAGCACCACGAUGUCGCAUUCCUGACUAUUAUCUUGACAUUGCUAUCAAAAAAGGCCUCUUUGACUACGUGUGGGUGCAAUUUUUCGAGGAACCUUCAUGCGAUUACAGUUCAGGCAACAUCACUAACCUCUCCAUAAGUUGGGAAGAAUGGCAUAGUUAUGUACCCGAUAAUACUGCAUUGUUCCUGGGAUUAACUGGAAUUUCUGGCGUCGAAGGCUACAUCAAAUGUCGCGACCUCAGGAAUGUGGUUAUCCCCUAUGUGGAGCAGUAUUCCAAAUAUGGAGGGCUUAUGGUGCUUGAGGGCACAACCUAUUGCGGUCAUUAUGAUGAAAUAAUCAGGCCUUAUGUUAAACUCUGAUGUUCUGGCUUAUGAUCAAAAGUCCAUGAUAAUAUUCUAAGCCAUCAACUGAGUUCCUCUCGUUGUCUACUGAGAGUUGAAAUGUAGUCCUGGUUGUUUGCCAGAUAUGUAUAAUAAUGGGUUAUGAAAUCCCAAAUUAAAUAAAAUGUUGGAGGAUAAAUAUUGUGUUU
Molecule: messenger RNA, 1107 nt
Organism: Coffea arabica (coffee)
Lineage: Eukaryota; Viridiplantae; Streptophyta; Magnoliopsida; Gentianales; Rubiaceae
Product: acidic endochitinase-like
Biological process (GO): carbohydrate metabolic process
Cellular component (GO): extracellular region
Molecular function (GO): chitinase activity
Source: RefSeq, a predicted model, not a curated record